Trifolium pratense (red clover) is the source of this 1627-nucleotide messenger RNA. RefSeq lists its product as uncharacterized. The record is from RefSeq and is a predicted model, not a curated record. Bases 207 to 1388 code for a protein of 393 amino acids. Gene Ontology annotation, cellular component: Golgi apparatus. Lineage: Eukaryota; Viridiplantae; Streptophyta; Magnoliopsida; Fabales; Fabaceae. The transcript is spliced from 6 exons.
AAAAUAGAAUUUGUCCCUUGGAUUUCUUCCAUAGUUGAAUUGAAUACUCUUCUUUCUGCUCCUCUCAUUUACAUCACUGACACACACACACACACACUCUCUGAAUCUCGUUCGUAUAUCGCCGCCGUGCCUCACCGCACUCUCUGAAAUUCACUCCUUCGUUGCACAAUGAGCAACGGUAAAGGCUACUCAUAAUAUACAAUCCAAUGGCAUUUAACAACAGAAUCUCAAAAGGGAAACCAAAACCACUAAGAUCCAGAAUUAUACUCUUAACCGCAACACUAGGUGUAAUAGCGUUUCUAUUCUUACUCACUUCAUUUCUAUUCACAAAUGGUUCUUCAAAACCCCAAUUCAACACUCACUUUUACAAUCACAACAACAACGAGAAAUACUUGUAUUGGGGUACACGAAUUGAUUGCCCUGGAAAACAUUGUGGAUCUUGUGAGGGUUUAGGUCACCAAGAAUCCAGUCUUAGGUGUGCUCUCGAAGAAGCCAUCUAUCUUCGUAGAACUUUUGUUAUGCCAUCAAGGAUGUGUAUUAAUCCUAUACAUAAUAAGAAAGGGAUCCUUCAUCGUUCAAAUAAUUCUACUUCCGAGGAUCAGUGGGCGGCAAGUUCUUGUGCCAUGGGCUCUUUAUAUGAUGCAGAACUCAUGUCGGGGACUGUCCCUGUAAUUUUUGACGAUUCAAAAGAGUGGUAUAGGGUUCUAUCGACCAGCAUGAAGCUUGGAGCCAGAGGAGUUGCUCACGUGGCAGGAGUUAGUCGUGUUGAGCUUAAAGAAAACAAUCGGUACUCUGAUAUUUUGCUCAUAAACAGAACUGCUAGCCCUCUUUCUUGGUUUAUGGAAUGCAAGGAUCGAAACAACCGUAGUUCUAUAAUGUUACCAUAUUCGUUUCUGCCCUCAAUGGCUGCGAAAAAACUAAGAGACGCCGCCGAAAAGAUUAAAGCACUUCUUGGUGAUUAUGACGCCAUCCAUGUUCGUCGUGGGGAUAAAAUAAAAACCAGGAAGGACAGAUUUGGUGUGGCGAGGACCCUGCAUCCACACCUUGAUAGGGAUACCCGCCCUGAGUUUAUUCUUUGUAGAAUAGCAAAGUGGGUCGCACCUGGAAGAACCCUGUUUAUUGCUUCAAAUGAAAGGACUCCAGGGUUUUUUUCACCGCUUUCUGUCAGGUAUAGAUUGGCAUAUUCAUCAAACUAUAGCCAUAUGUUGGAUCCAGUGAUUGAGAAUAACUACCAAUUAUUCAUGAUCGAGAGGCUUAUAAUGAUGGGUGCUAAAACAUUCAUUAGAACGUUCAAGGAAGAUGAGACAGAUCUUAGCCUUUGCGAUGACCCAAAAAAGAAUACUAAAAAAUGGCAGAUACCUGUCUACACUGCAGAUGAAACUUGCUGAGACGUGAGGCAUACGCACGUCUGGUAUUAGUAUGCAUUAGGAAGAAAUUAUUGUUGAGGGAAAAAAUGAGAACACGAUUAAUUUGUGUUGUAAAUUGUGGUGUUAGCUACAGUCAAUUUAAUUAAUUCAUUACAUGUGAUGUUAGCACUUGUCUCACUGUAAAACUGAAGUGAAGUGACCACUAAAUUUUAUACGUCGCCCACUAGUUAGUUUUUGUAUGUACGGUCUCUUGUUCCAAA